Lonchura striata (white-rumped munia) is the source of this 5106-nucleotide messenger RNA. The record is from RefSeq and is a predicted model, not a curated record. NCBI's taxonomy places the organism in Eukaryota, Metazoa, Chordata, Aves, Passeriformes, Estrildidae.
AUGCCACCGCUCCCGAGGUGGCACUGCCGGAGCCGCCACCACCGCCAGGGUUGUGACCCCGCGUCCCCGGUGUCCCCCAGCAGUGCCACCAUGCGCCUGCCCCGCUGCCUCGUGCUCCUGGCCAGCCUCGUCCCGCCAGCCCUCGGCUCCUGGGGGGUCUCCUACCCCGAGUCGCUGCAGGCCAGUGGUGGGUCCUGCCUGGUUGUCCCCUGCACCUUCAGCUACCCCGCGGAUGUGACAACCGCCGACGGCAUCGUGGCCAUCUGGUACAAGGACUACGACGGCCAGCGGACGUUGGUGUUCCACUCCGCCACGCCCCAGGAUGUGGAUCCCCAUUUUGGGGGUCGUGCCCAGCUCCUGGGGGACCCCAUGGCCCGGAAUUGCACCCUGCUGCUGCAGGGGGUGACGCCGGGGGACAGUGGCCUCUACAGGUUCCGCUUCGAGAUCAUCAACGGCGACCGCUGGUCGGCAUCGCGGGAUGUGACCCUGAGCGUUUCGGAGGAUCUGGAGCGUCCCAGUGUCACCGGCAGCGACGAGCAGACCGAGGGACAAAGGUCCACCUUGGAGUGCUCCACGCCCUACGUUUGUCCCAGGGGUGACACCGUCCUGCGCUGGGAGGGCUACGACCCUCAGGUGUCCGAAGUGUCCAGCCACGUCCAGCUGGACACCAGCGGGGUCAGCCACCAGGUGACCCUGACCAGCUCCUUCACCUGGAAGGACCAUUCCAAGAAGCUGCUCUGCGAGAUUUCCGACGGAUCCAAGCGGGCGAGCACGGAGGUGGUGCUGCGGGUCAGGCACGCCCCCAAGGACACACAGGCGUUGCUGAGCCCUUCCUCGGGGAACAUCGGCGUGGGUGACACGGUGACCCUGAGCUGCCAGGUCGGCAGCAGCCACCCCCCGGUCUCGGGCUACCGCUGGUACAAGGACGGGGUGGCCGUGGCCACCGAGCGGGUGCUGGCCCUGCGCGGGGUGCGCCGUGAGGACCACGGGCGGUACCACUGCGAGGCCCAGAACGCCCUCGGCACCAGCGUGUCACCUCCUGUCACCCUCCACGUGUUCUCCGCAGAGAUCUCGGCCAGCCCCGCGGCCGAGGUGCGCGAGGGGACAGCCACCACCUUGUCCUGCGACGUGCCCGGGCGGGAGGGACAUCCCGAGGAGCUGACCUACACCUGGUACAAGAACGGCGCCUGGCUCAAGGAGGGCCCGGCCCACACCCUCCUCUUCCCCGCGGUGGCCGCCGCUGACGCCGGCUACUACUCCUGCCAAGUGACCAACAGCCAGGGCAGCGACACGGCCCAGGCCAUCAGCCUCAGCGUGACGUAUCCACCCCGAAUUCCCACCCUCACGCUCUUCCAGGAGACCCAGGGUGGCCGGCUGGUCAUUGUCCACUGCACUGUGGACAGCCACCCUCCGGCCACCUUGGCCAUCGGCCGCGAUGGCACCGUGCUGGCCACCAGCGGGGCGCAGGUGGCCCUGGGCCAGCGCCUCGGUAUCACCGCCUCCCGCAAUUCCCUGCGGCUGGAAAUCCGGGAUGCAGGACCCCGGGACGGCGGGAAGUACGGCUGCACCGCCACCAACGUCCACGGCAACGCCAGCGCCACCAAGGUCCUGGUGACCCGCGCUGCAGGGCUCCUGGUCCAGCCCUCGGCGGAGGUGACGGAGGGGACCGCGGUCACCCUGACCUGCGUGGGGACAGGGGACACGGAGGAGGAGCCGCUCUACACCUGGUACAGGAACGGCCGGAGGCUCCAGGAGAGCUCAUUCCCGACCUUGGAAUUCCCGUCCGUCCGCGGGGACGACGCCGGCGCCUUCCAGUGCCAGGUCCGGGGCAGGAACGGCAGCGACACGUCAGAGGCUGUCCCGCUCCGAGUGCUCUACCCCCCGAGGCAGCCGGUGCUGAGCUCGUUCCUGCAGAGCCAGGGUGGACGCCUGGGCAUCAUCCAGUGCUCCGUAGAGAGCGAUCCCGAGUCCAACCUCACCCUCCGGAGAGGGGACGAUGCCAUCGCCUGCACCCAGGGCUGUCCCCAAGCCACCAGCCCCAGAGUCCUCGUCACCAGGUCCUACAACAGCCUGAAGGUGGAAAUCCGGGACGUGGUGGUGGAGGAUGAGGGGAUUUACGUGUGCCAGGCUGGGAAUUCCCAAGGAAGCGCCAGCGCCACUGUGGAUUUCAAGGCGGACACUGCCAAUGUCACCGUGUCCCCCUCCCGCCACGUGCUGGAGGGUGACAAUGCCACCCUCACCUGUCACCUGAGCAGCGGCUCCAUGGCUGUCCCCAAUGUCACCUGGUACCACAACGGGCAGCAGAUCUCCACGGGCUCGGCCACGUCGCUGGAGCUGCGGCCGGUGCGGAGCGGGGACACCGGGCUGUACCGGUGCCAGGCCAGCACCGCCAGUGGCAGCCGGAGCUCUCCCGACGUCCUCCUGGACGUGCUCUACCCCCCUCGGGACCCUCUCCUGGCGGCUUUCCUGGAGGCCGAGCAGGGCUCCCUGGCCAUCUUCCAGUGCUCCGUGGCCAGCAACCCCCCGGCCCGGCUGGCCCUGCUCCGCGACCAGGAGCUGGUGGCCACCAGCGCCGGCGGGAGCAGCCCGCGGGUCAGCGUCUCCGCUGUCCCCAACUCGCUGCGGGUGGAGAUGCGGGAGGUGACGCCAGCCGACGACGGCAGCUACCGGUGCACGGCCGCCAACGCGCACGGCUCCGCGGAGCGACGGCUCUACCUGCGCGUGCAAGCCGCCCGAGUCCUGAUCUCACCGUCCUCGGAGGUGCUGGAAGGUGACAACGUGUCCCUGAUGUGCCAGGUGGCCGGAGAGCCACCGGGUGACACCGUCUACUCCUGGUACAAGGACAGCAAGUGGCUCCAGGAGGGUCCCGACAGCGUCCUCGUGCUGUCCCCUGCCACCAGCGCUGCCACCGGGCUCUACCACUGCCGGGCCCGGGGCUCCGCGGGGACCAGCGUGUCCCCCGCUGUCACCUUGCGCGUCUGCUUGGCCACCAACGCCCACGGCAACGCCAGCGCCGCCGGGAACUUCUCCGGAGGAGCCGCCCGGGUCUGGAUCUGGCCGUCCCCAGACGUGCGGGAAGGGGACACUGCCACCGUCACCUGCGCGGUGGCAGGAGGGGACCGGGACGUGCUGAGCUACACCUGGUACCGGAACCAGGUGUGGCUGGGCACCGGCUCUUCCCAAAAUCUCACCUUCCCCGGGGUCACCACCUCCGACGCCGGCUCCUACCAGUGCUCCGUACGGACUCCGGCCCGGAACCACAGUGCCACUCCUGCCACCCUCAACGUCCUCUACCCCCCCAGGAACCUACGGCUGCAAUCCUUCGUGGAGAGCAGCCAGGGGACGGCCACCAUCCUGCUGUGCGCCGUGGACAGCCACCCCCCGGCCCAGCUCACCCUGCUCAAGGGGGGACACCCGGUGGCCUCCAGCCCCCCCAGAGGAGGUGACACCCCCCGGCAGAGCAUCCGCGCGUCCCCCUCUCCCAACGCACUGCGCUUGGAAUUCCGGGAAGCCUCCGAGGAGGAUGAGGGUGAAUACGAGUGCCAGGCACGGAGCGCCCUCGGCGACACCCACGCGUCCCUCACGCUCCGGGUGCAAGCCACCAGGGUGCUGGUGCGACCCUCGGCCGAGGUGGCGGAGGGGACAGAGGUGACCCUGACGUGCCAGGCCCCUCGCGCGCAGCCGGGGACCCUCUACACGUGGUUCAAGAACGGGCGGUGGGCGACAGAGGGACCCGAGCCCUCGCUGGGGCUCCGUGGCCACCGCUCCGACGCGGGGCUCUACGGCUGCCGGGCGGGCCGGGGGCCCCGCGCCACCCCCGUGGGCCUCGCCGUGCUCUAUGCCCCGCAGGAGCCCAGCUUCGUGGCGCUGGUGGAGCCCCGCGGGGGGCGACAGGCGGUGCUGCUCUGCUCCGCCGACGGUGUCCCCCCGCCGGACAUCUCCGUGAGCAGGGGACAAGGCCACCCACCCCUGGCCACCAGCCACGGCUCCCCUGACCCCCGCUUCGAGGUCCGGGCCACCCCCACGUCGCUGCGGGUGGCGAUGGCGGGGCUGGAGCCCGGCGACGCGGGGCUCUACCUGUGCUCGGCCACCAACAGCCGCGGCUCGGCCACCGCGGCCCUGCGGCUGGAAGUGCCAGGGGUGACGCUGGCGGUGGAGCCCUCGCAAGAAGUCCUCGAGGGCACCCGGGCCACCAUGAGCUGCUCGGCCACCGCGUGGGGGGACAAAGGUGUCAACUACACGUGGUACCGCGACGGGCGGUGGCUUUGGGAGGGACCGAGCGGCUCCUUCGUCCUCGGCCGCGUGUCCAGCGCCGACGCCGGCUCCUACCGGUGCCAGGCCAGCGGGACAUGGGGCACGGCCACCUCUGUCCCCCUCAGCCUCAGUGUCCUCUACCCUCCUCGGGCCAUCUCGGUGAGCACCUUCCUGGAGAACCAGAACGGGCGCGGGGCCAUCGUGCUGUGCACAGCCCAGAGCCACCCGCCCUCCUGGCUGGCCCUGCACCACCGUGGCCACCUCCUGGCCACCAGCCUGUCCCCCGCUGUCACCCCCGGGGUCCGGGCCACCCCCUCACACAACGCCCUGCGCGUGGAGCUGGUGGCCGCAGGGACGGGGGCCGGGGGACGCUACGUCUGCGUGGCCACCAACGCGCUGGGCAACGCCACGGCCAGCGCUGACCUCGACGUCCACACUCUCAGCCACCUGUGGACCUUCCGCGUCCUGUCCGGGCUCCUCGUGGCCAUCGUGGCCAUCGCCAUCGUGGCCCUGCUGGCCGUGAAGGUGUGGCCCAGGAUCAGGAAGUUCCGGAGCUGGUCCCGUGCCGAGGACACCCUGGAGCUGAGGAGCAAACAGGACCUGCCACAGAUGGAUGGAGCAUCCUGACCCGCUGGCUCUUGGACGCCAGGCCGGCUGUGGCCGCUGGAAUUUCCCAUUCCUGGCUGGAUCCAGGGACUCCCCCGGGGAUCCCCCAGCCCCAUUCCAGCCCUUUGUCCCUUCCCGAUGGACCCUUGUCACCACCUCACGUGCCAGGCGCCACCAGUGACACCUCCGGGCUGGGAAAUCCCGGGACAAGAAUAAAAUCCAACCUCCCGGUGCUGGGAACGUCCU